Molecule: messenger RNA, 1479 nt
Organism: Hippopotamus amphibius kiboko
Lineage: Eukaryota; Metazoa; Chordata; Mammalia; Artiodactyla; Hippopotamidae
Gene: SPEM2
Product: SPEM family member 2
Exons: 3
Coding region: 4-1479 (491 amino acids)
Source: RefSeq, a predicted model, not a curated record
UCCAUGGAAAACCAGCUCUGGUAUGACAACCUGGGGUGCUGCAAUCAAUACCAAGAGAGUACCCAGGAUACGGAGGGCUUCCUACUCCUGCUGCUGGGCCUUGUCAUCCUUGUCAACAUUGGGAUCAACGUGGCGACUAUGAUGUGGCAUGGGCUCCAGAAUGCCUUAGACAAGGCCGUCUAUUGGAUUAAUCAGAAAAAUGAAAUCUCGCAGGCUUGUGAAAGUUCCCCCAAAUAUCCUCCAGCCAAGGCCCAAGACGUCCACAUCCACUGCACCCUGGACCCUGUAGAUGUGAAAAUGGCCCGGCCCACUUGCUGCUCCUCUUCCUCCUCCCAUCAUCUCCGCAACCGGAGCCGCAGCCCCUGCCACCCCCGCCGCCACAGUCGAAGCCGUGGCCGCCCCUGCAGCCACCAGCAGAGGCCAAAGAACCGCAGACGAUUCCCCUACAGCCGCUCAUUCUUCCGGAGGCCACAUCGCAGCCACAAGAUGUCACCGCUGUGGCCGAUGCCCUCCUUUGAUCAGCAGGACUUGGACUCCUACCUGGAGGAGGAGGAUGACCUUUCCUUCCCACAUCCCAAGUACCCGCAGGGGGGCUGGGGAGGGUUCUACCAGCGGAUGGGCCUGCCCUCCAACGUGGGGCUCUGGGGCCGCCAGGGUGGGAUCCUGGCCAGCCUGCCACCACCCUCUAUCUACCUGUCACCCGAGCUGCGCCGCAUGCCCAAGCGUGUGGAGGCCAAGUCCGAGCUAAGGCUGCAGUCCUUUGGGCCCCCCUGCUCACCAUCCGGCAUCUGGGGCACCGUGGAGGCUGACCAGUGGACCUCGUCUCCACCUCCUCCCCGACGGCUGCCCCCUAACCCCUCGUGGGUCCCUGGGGGGCACAGCACUUACCCCUCAAGGGGCCAGCUCCUGUAUGACUCCUGGGAUCAGCGGCGGCGUGGUCUGGAGGGUUCUGAGCCUGUAUCCGCUCUGGUGCCCCGGGGCUCCCGGCCCAAAGCCCCGGAGCACUGCUCCCCACAGGCCCACCGACGGAGCCUCCCCAGCCACGCUCACAGUCAACCCAACCGCAGCCCCUACCCCUCCACGGGACACUUGAACUGCUCCCGGGAUGCCCACGAGGUACGGCGCCGGGCGGCCGAAUGGGCCGAGACCCUGCCCCCUCGGCACCCUCUGACCACCUCUGCCUCCCUCACCCUGCUGGGCGAGGCCUCAUACCAGCGGGCCCCGGCCCCCAGUUCAGCCCUGCUCCUCCGCUGCUCCCAGCCCCUGCCCGACGUCCAGGCCACUGAGCACCCCCCACCCCCGUCCACCUUCAUGCCACUCAGCCGGAACCCAGGGGGCAAUGCCAGCUACCAGGUGUAUGACAGCCUGGAGCUGAAGCGGCAAGUGCAGGAGAGCAGAGCUCGGGCCAGCUCACUGCCACCUUCCACCUCGGCCUCCAGGCCCUCUCUGCACAGGAGCUGGGCAGGGAAAAUAAACUGA